CAUUUCCCGGCGUACCCUGGGACCCUGCCUGCCCUGACGGCUGCCGGUGGUGUGUUGUUGGUGAGGGUUCUGGUGUUUCCUUGAAAGGAAGUCGGAAGUGGCGGGCACAGAGCUUGUUAUCGAUACCUCUGGGGCCAUGGAGGGGAAGUCGAAGGUGGCCCCCAGUGUGGAUUUCGACCACAGCUGCUCGGACAGUGUCGAAUAUUUGACCCUGAACUUCGGGCCUUUUGAGACUGUGCAUCGCUGGAGGAGGCUGCCGCCCUGCGAUGAGUUCGUUGGAGCCAGGCGAAGUAAGCAUACUGUUGUGGCCUAUAAGGAUGCAAUCUAUGUGUUUGGAGGAGACAAUGGGAAGAACAUGUUAAAUGACCUGUUAAGAUUUGAUGUGAAGGACUGCUCUUGGUGCAGAGCUUUUACAACAGGGUCUCCACCUGCGCCCAGGUACCAUCACUCUGCUGUUGUGUAUGGAAGCAGCAUGUUUGUGUUUGGUGGCUACACUGGAGAUAUUUAUUCCAAUUCCAACUUACAAAACAAGAAUGAUCUGUUUGAAUAUAAGUUUGCCACAGGCCAGUGGACAGAAUGGAAAGUAGAAGGCAGGUUGCCAGUUGCAAGGUCAGCUCACGGAGCCACGGUUUACAGUGAUAAGCUAUGGAUCUUUGCCGGCUAUGAUGGUAAUGCAAGACUGAAUGAUAUGUGGACCAUAGGUCUCAAUGACAGAGAGAUGGCAUGCUGGGACGAGAUUGAGCAGAGUGGCGAGAUCCCUCCAUCAUGUUGUAACUUCCCUGUGGCUGUCUGCAAAGACAAGAUGUUUGUUUUCUCAGGACAGAGUGGAGCAAAGAUCACCAAUAAUCUUUUUCAAUUUGAAUUCAAGGAAAAAGUUUGGACAAGGAUUCCCACCGAACACUUGCUCCGAGGUUCUCCUCCCCCACCUCAGAGGCGGUAUGGCCACACCAUGGUAGCAUUUGAUCGACAUCUAUAUGUAUUUGGAGGUGCUGCAGAUAAUACAUUGCCUAAUGAAUUACAUUGCUAUGAUGUGGACUCCCAGACGUGGGAGGUCAUUCAGCCCAGCCCUGACAGUGUGGGGAGCAAUUUGUACACAGAGGCAACGUAUGAUCCUGAUUUUAUGAUGCCUAGUGGAAGACUUUUCCAUGCUGCAGCAGUUAUUUCUGAUGCAAUGUAUAUCUUUGGUGGAACAGUGGACAACAAUGUAAGAAGUGGAGAAAUGUAUCGGUUUCAGUUUUCAUGCUAUCCUAAAUGUACUUUACAUGAAGAUUAUGGGAGGCUAUGGGAAAACAGGCAGUUCUGUGAUGUGGAAUUCAUUCUUGGUGAGAAAGAAGAGCAUGUUAAAGGGCAUAUAGCGGUUGUCACAGCUCGAAGCAAAUGGUUAAGGAAGAAGAUUGCUCAGGCUAGAGAUUGGCUGAAGCAGAAAGCCAAGCAGGAGAUGGGGGUUGAAGCAGAGACAGCAGGGACAAACCUAAACCUGACUGGUUCCUUGCUUCAGCUGGAGGUCGUGAUCCGUGAGGCUGAGGCACAACCAUUUGAGAUACUGAUGCAGUUUCUCUACACAGACAAAAUCAAGUACCCACGGAAAGGUCACGUGCAGGAUGUCUUAUUGAUAAUGGAUGUUUACAAGCUUGCCCUAAGCUUUCACCUGGCUCGACUGGAACAGCUGUGCUUACAGUACAUAGAGGCCUCAGUCGACCUUCAGAAUGUACUCACUGUGUGUGAGAAUGCCAACAAAUUACAGCUGGAUCAACUAAAGGAGUACUGUUUGAAUUUUGUGGUGAAAGAAUCACACUUUAACCAUGUAAUAAUGACUAAAGAAUUUGAGCAUCUUUCCACUUGCUUAAUUGUGGAGAUUAUAAGAAGGAAGCAUCAACCCCCAACACGGAUGCAUUCUGAUCAGCCUGUUGACAUAGGCACAUCUCUAGUCCAGGACAUGAAGAGCUAUUUGGAAGGGGCAGGCAUGGAGUUCUGUGACAUAACACUGCUGUUGGAUGGUCACCCCAGGCCAGCCCAUAAAGCAAUACUAGCUGCCCGGUCCAGUUAUUUUGAAGCCAUGUUUCGGUCUUUCAUGCCUGAAGAUGGACAAGUUAAUAUUUCUAUUGGAGAAAUGGUACCAAGUCGACAAGCUUUUGAGUCACUCCUUCGCUAUGUGUACUAUGGUGAAGUCAAUAUGCCUCCAGAGGACUCUUUAUACUUGUUUUCAGCACCUUAUUAUUAUGGCUUCACAAAUAAUAGACUGCAAGCAUAUUGUAAACAGAACCUGGAAAUGAAUGUGACAGUGGAAAAUGUACUGCAGAUUCUGGAAGCAGCUGAUAAGACUCAGGCCUUGGAUAUGAAGAAGCACUGUCUUCACAUUAUUGUACAUCACUUUACCAAGGUCUCCAAGUUGCCCAACCUACGAUCUCUAAGCCAAGCCUUACUUCUCGACAUCAUCGAAUCAUUAGCCAAUCAUAUUUCAGACAAGCAAUGUGCAGAGCUGGGCUCGGAUAUGUGACAAUUAAUUUUAAACACUGAUUCUCAAAUUGUCUUAGCAACUUUGUUGUCUGAUGCAGAUGAGUAAUAAUUUAUUUAUUGAAGUAAUUAAUUUUAUUUUAAGUUAGACAGCUCGAUAUUAUGCUAAGGCUAUUUUGAAUUACUAUAUUUAAAUCAAGCCUUUUGUUAAGAGUAGAAUAUAUUGCUGUCUGUCUUUUGUUUGCUGGUUCAAGCAGAAUAAGGGAGUAAGCAAUAGUAUUAUUUUCAAAAGAUAAAGCACUUAGUAAAUGACUAUUGGAGAAAUAUCAGCAUCACCUAUACAAAGACUUGUAAAGUUUAAUCAUGAGGUUUAAAACUAACAAUAUUAUUUUACUUAUUCUUCUUCACUUCCUGAUUUUAAAAAUGAAUAGUAUGAAUGACUGCAUUUCCACAGUAACUUAGUGAUCACAGGUUUGGGAAUUUGUUUCUGUGGCUUAAUUGGCCAGCAUUCCUGAGUUUAUCUAGUUCUCUACUGUUGUGUGAUAACAAGAGACAGUAUGUGGGACUGCAUGUUAUUCAUUGAUAUUAAUGAGGCACACAAUAAAUAUGUUAAUACUUUCUAAA
Messenger RNA from Hypanus sabinus (Atlantic stingray), 3078 nucleotides. RefSeq names its product leucine zipper like post translational regulator 1 (gene lztr1). The coding region runs from base 137 to 2497 and encodes 786 amino acids. Lineage: Eukaryota; Metazoa; Chordata; Chondrichthyes; Myliobatiformes; Dasyatidae. Gene Ontology annotation, molecular function: protein binding. The transcript has 21 exons. Gene Ontology annotation, cellular component: Golgi apparatus. The record is from RefSeq and is a predicted model, not a curated record.